Pimephales promelas (fathead minnow) is the source of this 3111-nucleotide messenger RNA. It is a transcript of the gene ino80da, whose product is annotated as INO80 complex subunit Da. The record is from RefSeq and is a predicted model, not a curated record. Lineage: Eukaryota; Metazoa; Chordata; Actinopteri; Cypriniformes; Leuciscidae. Gene Ontology annotation, cellular component: nucleus.
UCUGCCGAGCACUGAACUCUAAACCCCCGCAGAUCUGUUCAAUGAGAGCACAAGAUAAUAUCAUAAUAUCGAAAGUGCAUUAGUGGUCGCUUUUACGGUUCACCACUUCAGCAGGGAAUAAUAUUCCGUAGCAUAAGGAAUUCCGAUGAAUAUUCGGUGCAGUUGAUGAUCCGUGGCGUUUAUACAGUCUGCCCGGAGUGAGACAGCGUAGAGGCUGAACCCACUGCAGCUGAUGUUCUCAGGGACCAGAGUCACGUGAUGUACGAAGGUAAACACAUCCAUUUCUCAGAGGUGGAUAAUAAGCCGCUGUGCUCCUACAGCCCCAAACUCUGCAAGCAGCGCAGAUUGAACGGAUACGCCUUCUGCAUUCGUCAUGUUCUGGAGGACAAAACCGCUCCGUUCAAACAGUGCGAGUAUGUGGCGAAGUACAACAGUCAGCGGUGCACCAACCCCAUCCCCAAAGCAGAGGAGCGACGAUACUGUAACAGCCACCUGCAGGUGCUGGGCUUUAUCCCGAAGAAGGAGCGCAAGAAGAAGCACGAGGCCCACGUGGAGUCGGUGGCCCUCAACAUCACCGUUCCCUCUCUAGCCCUUAGAGACUCCAACGGGCUCGCCCCGUCCCUGACCCCGAUGCACCUCUCGGACGCCGACCUCCUCGACCCCUUCGCCUUCUACGAGGAGGACACGGACGGGGAGGAGAGCGUGGCGCAGAAGAGCUUCGGGAGGCCUGUGAUCGGCCUGAGAGUGACCACCCGUGACCCGGAGCGCGUCAUCUCUGAGACCUGCACACUUCCGACCCCCCCACGCUUACCGAAACCCCCGCCGCCUCCUCCGCCGGCUCCACCUCCACCCCCACCCUCGGCGCGACUCGUCCCGCCACCUGCGCACACGGACCGGCCCGGGGCGGGUCAGACGCUGCUGUGCAAACCCGCUCCUCCUCAGACUGGGCCUUCUGUGUCGUCUGGGCUUCAGCAGAGACCUGUCCCCGCCGCAACCCCUCGCCCCCCCGACGGCCCGCCGCCCCGCUCCGUGGCCAUGCGCCCCGCGGCCUUCACGGCGCCCCCUGUCUGCCUGCUCCGGCUACAGCACCUCGUGCAGCUCUACGCUCACAGACAGCGGGAGCACGGAGACCUGUUCCCACAUCUCGGGCUAGACUGGUCUGAGGACAGUUCAGAUGAAGAUACAGAGGAGCUUGUUCCUCUAUUGCCUCAGGCCUGUAGACUUCAGGAAAGAAGCUCCUCCAAUGAAAAGCCUCUUUCCCGGCGGGCACGUCUGGCACAGCUCUGCUCGUACCUGCAGGAGAGGUACAAACACCUGUGCCGACAGGACAGGGCCGCCACCCGGCACAGCAGAUACCGAUACGCCUUCCGGAAAGCUCUGCUUCACGCUGCGAGCAAAGACCCAGACUGCACUGCACAACUCAUUCAGAAGCUCAGCAAGAGCUCUCAGACCUCCGCCGGUUCAAGGUCUGCAAUACCACAAAAGUAUGAACGGGUAAUAUGUACGGGAACCACGAAGGGUCAAAACUGCAGCGACGUAGCUUUGCCAUUUUCACGCCACUGUUUUCAACAUAUCCUACUGAAUCGCUCGCAGCAGCUGUUCUCCAGUUGCACGGCACGGUUCGCUGAUGGACAGCAGUGCUCCGUUCCUGUGUUUGACAUCACUCACCAGACACCUCUUUGUGACGAACAUGCAAAGAAAAUGGAUAAUUUUCUGCGUGGAGAUGGCAACAGACGCAGUCUGCAGCAACAGCGGCGUCCACGUAAGAAGACCAAACCACCUGCACUGACUAAGAAACACAAGAAGAAGAGACGACGAGGUCCUCGCCGACCGCAGAAGCCCAUUCCCCCAGCCGUGCCACAGGGCAACUUACUAAUGCCCUCCCUCUCACUGCCCGCCCACCACGCCCAUGUCAGGAGUCCGUCGACCCCCGAACUCAGUGCGGAUGAGCUUCCUGAUGACAUCACAAACGAAAUGCCUGACAUUCCCAACGACCUCGAGCUGAACCAAGAAGAUUUCUCUGACGUGCUGCCCAGACUCCCUGACGAUCUGCAGGAUUUCGACCUUUUUGAGGGUAAGAAUGGAGAGUUGUUGCCCACCACAGAGGAGGCAGAGGAGCUAGUCCGAGCCCUGCAGGCGAUGGGCUCGUAUCCCGACUCCCUGGCCUGUUUGUCCUCGAUGGGUGAACUGACCCCGGCGGACGGGGUGGACCACCGCACCAUGGCUGUGUUCUCCGGGUCAGGGGUCACGACGACCGGCAUUGGAGAUCUUCUAACCAGCCGAGAGACCUUUCACAAUCUAGAACUGGAGGGGAACCUCCUCCAUGCCCCAACAGACCAUCAUUUCCCAACAUCCCCUUCUCCGCAGCCAACCCAGAGCGGCACCGCAAGCUCAAACGGGGGAUUGACACAACGAACGUUUUCCCGAGCGCCCAAACCGGAUACUCAUUACAGCAGCGAGCCCUACAGGGAUCACAUCUCGCCCCGACACGGUGCCUCUUAUCAAACCGACCCGCCUCUCCUAUUGGAGGUGCCUUUGGGUGGAGCACCGGUUCCUCCGCGCACCUCCUGGAAUAACCUCCCUCUCUCGCUCACCGACCCGGCUCAGUUCGGGAACCUCCUCACUGCUGAAACUCACCUUCUCUCCACCUCUCUGUCCACCCCUCCAUCCACGUCCCACUCCACAAUCCUGCAACCCAGCGCCGCGCUCUCCGCUCUUCCCCAAACCGGCCUCACCUCACCGUCGUCCUCGCCCUCCUCACGCGACCUCCUCACACACACCCACACACAACCUAAACUACAGCUCCCACAGUUCAGUGCAGCCUUCGGCCACCAACUGGCUUCCCACAGCGGGAUCCCCAAAGACCUGCAGCCCAGCCAUAGCUCCACAGCGCCCCCUACAGGCUUCAGCAUCACCAGUGCCACUGCUGCCACGCCCCCAUUCCCUCAGAGCAACUGAGGCCUUUCAAAGAAAUAGUCACUCACUUUUCAUUCGUGGAACAUGAAAGAAAUUUUGAUCAAUGUUCACUCUGCUAUUUUCCAUAAAACGAAACUUUAACGAGUAGUUCACUUUUGAAAAAAACUUUUGCUGAUAAUUUACUCACCCCCAUGU